AUGUCCGCCCAGCCCCGGGCCGGGCCCGCGCGCGGCGCCCGGAGCGCCGGGAGGGCGGGAGCGAGCGCAGGAACGAGCGGGAAGGGCCGAGGCGCCGCGACCCGCGCCAGAAGAAGCCCGCACGUCCAGGACCGCCGCCCCGCGCCCCGAAGGGCGGUAGGCGCCCGGCGCGCUCUUGUGCUCGGGGGCGGCGGGCGAGACCGGUGGCCUGCGGGAGGUCGCAGGAAACGAGGAGAGGCGGAGAGGAAGGAGGUCGGGCUGCGGCGGACGCCGCUCUCUAGCUCCGGCGGGAGGGGCGGCUCAGGUGGCUGUGCGGCUGCCGCUGGUUUCGGUUCUGGUGCUCCGGGACGGGCCGCUGCCGCUCUCUGCCGCCGCCGCCGCCGCGCUCUGCGCCCGGGGCCUCGGUACCGCCUUCUCCCGGGCGGCCGCAACUACCGCCGCCAUCCUCCCGCUCACACGGCGGCUCGCGGAAGUUCAGCAAUAUUGAUGAUAAGACUAUGAACAGCGAAAACAAAAGAAAUAACCAAGAAGGCAGAAGCCAGCUCCAUCUUAAUUAGACCUAUCCCGUAAAACUGAUGGUGGAGGAAGCGCAGUUGGAAGAACGAAAGAUAAUCGAGCCUGACCUUCAGUAGUAAAGCAAAAACUGUGGUGCAGAGAAAGCUACACCCGAUUUAGGAGACCAGGGGUCUGGGUCUGGGAGCAGAAAUAACUUACAUGCAGUAAGCAAAUUUUUCCUUUUUGGACAUUCGUUUCCUGACCUGGGAUUAAAUCCCUAGGGCACCCGCAGCCUUAAAAUCCAAUUAAUUUCUCUAGGGGCCCCUGACUGGCUCGGUCGGCAGACCGUGGGGGGCGGGGUGUGAGUUUAAGCCCCCAGGUUGGGUGUAGAGAUGACUUAAAUAGAUAAAUAAACUUAAAAAAAAAAAAUCCCACUAUGUCUCUAAAAUGGAAUUUAGGAAAAUUCUCUUCGGUUCAUUACUGUGAUGUAGUAUCUUGGUGACAGAGCGUGGUCUGGAAAUUCGUUUUGAAAAUGGCUGAAGUGUCCUCUCUGUGAAAAUAGCAAUCGGUAUUUUUGUACAAACUGUAAAAAUAAAUCUCUUUUUCCC
Messenger RNA from Felis catus (domestic cat), 1103 nucleotides. Its product is annotated as methyl-CpG-binding domain protein 2-like. The transcript is spliced from 2 exons. Lineage: Eukaryota; Metazoa; Chordata; Mammalia; Carnivora; Felidae. The record is from RefSeq and is a predicted model, not a curated record. Bases 1 to 501 code for a protein of 166 amino acids.